Messenger RNA from Mercurialis annua (annual mercury), 408 nucleotides. RefSeq lists its product as uncharacterized. The transcript has 2 exons. The coding region runs from base 1 to 408 and encodes 135 amino acids. The record is from RefSeq and is a predicted model, not a curated record. NCBI's taxonomy places the organism in Eukaryota, Viridiplantae, Streptophyta, Magnoliopsida, Malpighiales, Euphorbiaceae.
AUGGUUGACCGAUUGACCACUGUUGACCGCCGACCAUUGACCACUGUUGACCGCCGACCGCCGCCGCCGACCGCCGUUGACCGCCGGUCCGACGCCGUUGACCGCCGGUCCGACGCCGUUGACCGCCGGUCCGACGCCGUUGACCGCCGGUCCGACGCCGUUGACCGCCGGUCCGACGCCGUUGACCGCCGGUCCGACGCCGUUGACCGCCGGUCCGACGCCGUUGACCGCCGGUCCGACGCCGUUGACCGCCGGUCCGACGCCGUUGACCGCCGGUCCGACGCCGUUGACCGCCGGUCCGACGCCGUUGACCGCCGGUCCGACGCCGUUGACCGCCGGUCCGACGCCGUUGACCGCCAGUCCGACGCCGUUGACCGCCAGUCCGACCACCAUCCCCUGAUCGGUUAG